CCUUAUAUAUACGCUCCAACUUGUGCAUCGUCCGCCCAAGGCCUCACUACUGUGGUCCAACCGUCCAACAAAGCAUCACCGCAGCCUCCCUUGCUGUUCUGUGUUCUCUGCGAGCGGCAGCAGAGAGCAGGGGCCGCGCGAGGAAGAAGAAUAAUCCUUACCCUAACCGAGCAGAGCCAGCUGGGGCUGGGCUCCUGAGAAUUAAUGACGACGGCGUGGUGGUGGUUCGUCGCCAUGAACGCGGUCGUCGUGGCUAUCGCCUUGCUGUCGUCCUCCCGUGCGCGGCCAUCUCUUGUACAGUCCCCACGCCGCCAGCGCUCCGGGGUCACGCUCACGCGCAGGGCCUCCUCGGCGGUGCUGCAGAGCCUCCUCUCUUUCUCCGUCUUCUCCUUCCCGUCGACAUGCCUGUCGCCGUACCUCCAGCCCGACGCUGCGACCACCGACCGAGAAACAGAAACAGAGGAGCUCACGGUACGGUCAUCACCCAUCAAGCCCUCGGCGUCACCGCGCGCGCUCCAGCUGUCGGCGCCGUCGCCCGCGACGGCUGCAGAUGAGGAGGAGGAAGAAGAGGACCCGAACGCGAUGAGCAUGGACGAGGCUUACGCGUUGGUCCUGGCUUCGCAGCAGCGGCCGGAGAGGGAGAGGGAGGAGGAUGCCAGGAGGUCGGAAGUGGACGCCAAGGCAGAGGAGUUCAUCCGCAGCUUCAAGGAGGAACUGCGGCAGCAGCGGCUCAAGUCCACAUCCAACUAAGCGGCGGUCUGACGGUCUCCUCCCACCGCCGGCUGUUACUAUUUUUUGUACAUAUGCGUUUUUGCUUCGCAUGUGCUCAGGUUUAAUUUGUUCAGUAUUUUAACCUUCUUGUACAAACAAGAUACUGUACAUCGGAACGGGGGACGUACAGGAGGCCACGGGGUGAUUUAGGAUGAGAGUAGGCCGAUCCGACUUUGGGCUUGACCUGGUCUACACCAGUUACCUAUCAUAUCUCAUCUUUUAUUUCAAAUUUUACUUUUUUAAAUAUUAUAUAUAUCUGUGUGUUGUAUUGAG
Zea mays is the source of this 1044-nucleotide messenger RNA. RefSeq lists its product as uncharacterized. Bases 205 to 750 code for a protein of 181 amino acids. The transcript has a single exon. The record is from RefSeq and is a predicted model, not a curated record. NCBI's taxonomy places the organism in Eukaryota, Viridiplantae, Streptophyta, Magnoliopsida, Poales, Poaceae.